UUCUAGAGUUUGUGGAGCGUGAUGGGCGUACCGGAAAAGGAUCUCCGAUUCAUUGUCUGUUAAUGUGAGCUAGCGGCAUACAACAAAACCGCCAUGGCCCGCCCUACAUGAUAGCUUCUGUCACCGGGUCCCAUUACACUCUCCGAACAAUUCCGACGGCGACGCCUCUUAGCUCAAUAUCGAUCGCGUUUCUUCAGCCACCAAUUUUCUUCCACGUGAUUUUAUUAAUCCCGUUGCUCCUUUUUAGGAAUAACGUCGAACACCUUGUGCUCCUUCUGUUUUAGGAUCUUUUUUUUUCCUGUUUUUGAUUGGACUUUAGAGGUGAUCGAUGGAGAGCUCAAUUUGUCGGUCCACGGUUCCCCUCCUCGCAUGUCGGCCCAGAAAAUCCGUCCAGUCCGGAGGUUCGGCUGAUUCUCUGAUUGGAUUUCGUAGGAUUUUGGGUGAUGAUAUCGGGAGGCUGUCUCUACGGCGUGGCCGUAUUAGACAGCAUAUUUGCAGGAUCGAACGUGUGAAAGCUACGGGUAAAAGCUCCGCCGGGGGAGAUGCCGGGAAUGGAGAAGAUGAAGAAGAAGAAGAAGAAGAGGAUGCUCUGCAGGCUACGAUUAAAAAGAGCCAGAAGGUACUGGCCAUGCAGAAGGACUUACUCCGACAGAUUGCUGAAAGAAAGGAAUUAGUGUCUAAAAUAAGAAGUGGCAUUUUAGACUCAGAAGGCAGUGAUGAAGAUGGGAACGGCAGUUUUCCAAAGGUAGAAUUGGCUCCAACAAGUGAUGAUGCUAAGGAAGAUUCCAAUGGAGUGUUAUCAACAAUGAGUGUUCAAUCUACUGCUGAUAUGAAAGAUUUUGGUGAAAGUGCUCAAAUAGGCAUAAAAGACCUGCCUCUUAGGGAGGGAUCCUUGGAUGUAGAUUCAGACAAAAAAGUUAAAAAUGGCACAGUGAAUACGGUUCUGCCUAAUGAAAAGCCUACUGUUCUAUCAAGAUCAUCCGUUGUUCCAACUCAACAGACUUCUUUGGCACAGAAAUCUUAUAAACCAGAAAACACUACUUCAGAAGUUGCUAAAUCUGCCAGAGUGGAACCCCUCAGCAUGCAUUCCAAAAAAGAUUUGAAAGACUCUUAUACAGGGAAAAGUUUAUCCAAUGUGCCCACAUUCCUCUCAAAAUCUUCUGCUUCAUCUACUCCUGUGGAAGAGAAACAUGAAGAUCUUAGAGAAUCAAGUGCAAAGGAGAUACAUAAUGGCACUGAAGAUUCUGUGAAUGAAGACUUGAAACCUCCUCCAUUGGCAGGGACAAAUGUUAUGAACAUAGUAUUAGUUGCCGCAGAAUGUGCUCCAUGGUGUAAAACAGGUGGGCUUGGAGAUGUUGCUGGCGCACUGCCCAAGGCUUUGGCUCGGCGUGGACACAGAGUUAUGGUUGUGGUACCUCGUUAUGGUAAUUAUGCUGAACCUCAAGAUACUGGAGUUCGAAAAAAAUAUGCAGUUGAUGGUUGGGAUGUGGAAGUGGGUUACUUCCAAGCCUAUAUUGAUGGUGUGGAUUUUGUCUUCAUUGAUAGUCCUAUGUUUCACCAUAUUGAAAACAACAUAUAUGGAGGAAAUCGUGUGGACAUUUUAAAGCGCAUGGUUUUAUUUUGCAAAGCAGCUGUUGAGGCUCCUUGGCAUGUUCCUUGUGGUGGUGUUUGCUAUGGAGAUGGAAAUUUAGCAUUCAUUGCCAAUGAUUGGCACACUGCAUUGCUGCCAGUGUAUCUCAAAGCAUAUUACCGUGACCGUGGCCUGAUGGAAUAUGCAAGAUCUGUGCUUGUUAUUCAUAACAUAGCUCACCAGGGUCGUGGGCCUAUGGAUGAUUUUUCCUAUGUGGAUCUGCCACCUGAAUAUGCAGACCUUUUCAGGUUGUAUGAUCCAGUAGGAGGUGACCAUUUCAACAUAUUUGCAGCAGGUCUCAAGAUGGCUGAUCGUGUGCUUACCGUGAGUCAUGGAUAUUCCUGGGAACUUAAAACCUCGGAAGGUGGGUGGGGUUUGCACGGGAUAAUAAAUGAAAACGAAUGGAAACUGCGUGGCAUUGUCAAUGGGAUUGAUACGGAAGAGUGGAACCCACUGCUGGAUGUUCACUUGAAGUCUGAUGGUUAUGUUAACUAUUCCCUGGAGACAUUGCAGACUGGUAAACCUAAAUGCAAAGCAGCACUGCAAAAGGAACUCGGUUUGCCUGUGCGCCCAGAUGUCCCGCUGAUUGGUUUCAUUGGGAGGCUUGAUCACCAGAAAGGCGUUGAUCUGAUAGCUGAGGCAAUCCCUUGGAUGAUGGGCGAGGACGUGCAGCUGGUUAUGUUGGGCACAGGCAGGCCCGACCUAGAACAGAUGCUCAGGCAGUUUGAGUGUCAGCACAACGACAAAGUCAGAGGAUGGGUGGGGUUCUCUGUAGCGACUGCACACCGUAUAACUGCUGGUGCAGACAUUCUGCUUAUGCCAUCAAGAUUUGAGCCUUGUGGACUAAACCAACUGUAUGCUAUGUCCUAUGGCACUAUCCCCGUCGUCCAUGCUGUGGGUGGGCUACGAGAUACAGUCCAACCCUUCGAUCCUUUUAAUGAGACAGGACUCGGGUGGACAUUCAAUACGGCCGAGGCAGGGCAGCUGAUCCACGCAUUGGGGAAUUGCUUGCUGACAUAUCGUCAGUACAAGACGAGCUGGGAGGGCCUGCAAAAGCGCGGGAUGAUGCAAGACUUAAGCUGGGAUCAUGCUGCUCAGAAUUAUGAAGAAGUUCUUGUGGCUGCUAAGUAUCAGUGGUAAGGCUAAGGCUUUGCAUUCAGGAAAUAAGAAUGUAGUGUCUGAAAUUUUGAAAACUCAGAUGGUAAAUAUAGUACAAGAAAGAAACGAUUUUAACUUAGCAGAAA
Messenger RNA from Ipomoea triloba (trilobed morning glory), 2874 nucleotides. Its product is annotated as granule-bound starch synthase 2, chloroplastic/amyloplastic-like. The transcript has 8 exons. NCBI's taxonomy places the organism in Eukaryota, Viridiplantae, Streptophyta, Magnoliopsida, Solanales, Convolvulaceae. Gene Ontology annotation, molecular function: alpha-1,4-glucan glucosyltransferase (UDP-glucose donor) activity. The coding region runs from base 329 to 2770 and encodes 813 amino acids. The record is from RefSeq and is a predicted model, not a curated record.